AUGCAGGCCGCAGACCGGGAGGCCCUGGAGGCGCACUUCACCGUGGACAAGCAGAACAUCUCCCUCUGGCCCCGAGAGCCUCCUCCCAAGCCGGCGCCGUCUCCACUGCUGAGGGAGCCUGUCUCGCUCCGUGCUGCCUUAAUCUGCCUGUCGCUGGUCCUGGCCGCCUCCGUGGUGCUGCAGGCUGUCCUCUAUCCCUGGUUUGUGGGCAGAAUUUCAGACGUGAAGACUGAUGCCCAGCUACUGAAAGACCGUGUGGGUAACAUCAGCUCCUUGGGUUCUGAAGUGAGGAAGAACGGUGUCGGCGUGCAGGCGGCUGGUGCCCAGAUUCGCACAGUGAAUGCCAGCCUGGACCGUGUGUACUCUCAGAUCCUGACGCUGAAAACUAGCGUGGAGAGAGCCAGCGCACAGAUCCAGAUCUUGACAGAAAGUUGGGAAGAAGUCCACAGUUUAAAUGCCCGAAUCCCAGAGUUAAAAAGUGACUUGGAUAAAGCUAGCACGUUACAUGCCAAGGUCCGGGGCCUGCAGAGCAGUUUGGAGAACAUCAGCGAGGUGCUCAGACAGCAAAAUGACAUCCUGCAGAUGGUGUAUCAGGGCUGGAAGUACUUCAAGGGGAACUUCUACUACUUUUCCCGCAUCGCAAAGACCUGGUACAGUGCCCAGCAGUUCUGCAUGUCCAGAGAUUCGCACUUGACCUCAGUGACGUCUGAGAGCGAGCAGGAGUUCCUGUACAAGACGGCGGGCGGCCUGGCAUACUGGAUUGGCCUGACCAAAGCAGGCAGCGAAGGACACUGGUACUGGGUGGACGGCACGUCUUUUAACAAGGCCCAAAGUGUGAGGUUCUGGAUUCCAGGUGAGCCCAACAACAUGGGGAACAGCGAACACUGUGUCAGUGUCAAGGUGUCCUCGCUUCAGUCCUGGAACGAUGCCUCCUGUGACAACAAGCUGCUCUUCAUCUGUAAGCGGCCCUACACCCCGGCGGGACCCUGA
Molecule: messenger RNA, 990 nt
Organism: Lepus europaeus (European hare)
Lineage: Eukaryota; Metazoa; Chordata; Mammalia; Lagomorpha; Leporidae
Gene: CD207
Product: CD207 molecule
Exons: 6
Coding region: 1-990 (329 amino acids)
Molecular function (GO): signaling receptor activity
Source: RefSeq, a predicted model, not a curated record